GUCACCGGCUGCCGACUGCGGAAGUCCCUCGGCUGCUACAGACAAUAAUGAUCUCUGUUAUGGCUCAGUUAGCUAGAUGGGGAUAGAAGUUUUGGCACCUGCGAAGGCGUCAGACAGUGCUCCGUGAGCUGUGGCGACAUGGAAGUACCUUGCUACCUGUCCAAGCUGCUGUGCGAGCUCAAUGAGCAGCGGAAGCGGGAUUUCUUCUGUGACUGCAGCAUCCUCGUCGAAGGGCGGGUGUUCAAGGCCCAUCGAAAUGUCCUGUUUGCUGGGAGCGGUUACUUCCGGGCUCUUCUGGUUCACUAUCUGCAGGACAGCGGUCAGCGCUACAGCACAGCAUCACUGGACAUUGUCACAGCUGAUGCCUUCUCCAUCAUCCUGGACUUCCUCUACUCGGGCCGCCUGGCCCUGAACAGCAGUAAUGUCAUCGAGGUGAUGUCGGCAGCCAGCUACCUGCAGAUGACCGAUUUGGUCAACUUCUGCAAGGGCUAUAUCCGCUCCUCCUUAGAAAUAUGCAACAGAGAGAAGGAGAAGAACAAAGAGAAAGAGAACAAGGCACAGGUUGGAGAUAGUGACUCUCCUGCUGUGAGCAUCUCCAGCGCCUCAGGGGCCGUAGAGCCUCUUUCACAAGUGGUUGAGGCUGACAGAGGGACCAGUUUAGUCUCAGAGUCCGUGGGUUCAGCUAGAACGCCCUCUUCUGUCCCCAUGGCCACCCCCCCAGUCAGUAGCAGAGACCCAGAGAGUGGCUAUAGUUCCAGAGGAGACUUCCCCUCCGGGAGAGAAGGGCAGAAGGAGCACAUAGAUCAGACCAACCUCUCAUCCUCCUCAUCCUCUGCACUGACCCCAGAGUUAGUGAAUCCCAAGAUUGAGUAUGACCCAGAUGAAGAGCUGGUGGAGUCGCCUGACACCAAAGACCUAGCCUUGUAUCCUGGUCCCCCUCUGCAUCACCCCCAUCACAGCAGACUACUUCCGCCCAGUCCCUCUCCCAGCAAUGAACGCUCCCCCUUGGGAUACAGCACCUCCAUCAAUGCCAGGCCGUUUUUAGACGUACUGUCCAGAGGCGAAGGCUCCAGUCCUCUUGGGGACAGAGUGGACCAGCGCUUUACCCAUGGACUAGUUACUGGGAAUGGAGGAGGCAGAAUGGAUGAAGGACUAGGGCUGGGAGGAUCAUCUAUCAUGGAGAUCCAGUCUGAUUGGUUUGGAGAGGAUACAGGUGAUGGCUUGGUAGUGCCAGUGAAACUCCACAAGUGCCCGUUCUGUCCAUACACUGCCAAGCAAAAGGGAAUCAUGAAGAGACACAUCCGCUGCCACACGGGGGAGAGGCCCUUCCCCUGUCCCAUGUGUGGCAAGAGGUUCACAAGACAAGAGCACCUCCGCAGCCACGCCCUCAGUGUUCACAGGCACUGCUGGCCAGUAGCUUGUAAGAGCUGCAGGCGAACCUUCACCGGCUCAAACGUUUCCGCGGGACUCAGGCGCUUUGGCAUCUGUGACAGCUGUAACUGUGUGACCACUACCAAUGACGACUCCGCCCCCAUCCACCCUGCCAGCCAACCAGAGCCCAUGGAACGCGGGCACGGGGCAACAGAUUGGUCCAGUUUUAUGGACGACGUAGACGAGGUGGAGGUUGGCAGAGUGGAGGACCUGGUGGAGAAACAGAUGCUGGAGAGGCAGCUGGCUGAGUCUGCAAUGAUGUAGGAGAUCCACUGUUUGACCAACAAAACCAUUCCUUGGACUGCUCUGCAUCAAAGUUGCCACCCCCCACCCCCCAACUAUGGCCAUACUGUUACCACUGUUCAAUUAUAACUGUAAGAUUUAUAUUAUUUAUUGAACCUUUUGUGACCAGAAAAAUGUUUUUUUUGUUGUUGUUGUUUUUUUGAAUGUUCAAGCCUUGUGUUAAUCAGUUCAGUGAUUUUUUUUUUUUUUUUUUUUUCCCUGUCAGCAUGUAGAUUACCUCAAGAGGUUUUAGGUGAUUUUUUUGUUUUUUGUUGGUUUGCUUGUUUGUUUGUUUGUUUGUUUUUUCACCUUUUGUCUUUUCAGAUAAUAAAUGUGCUCUUUAAUUUGACAUAGACACGUGCAGAGUUGUGAAGACCUCCACUGUCUCUUGAUGUACAUAGAGAGGAUAUAAUGAAAAUUCUGAAUAUCAAAGUAAUUUUUUUCUGGAUUAUGCGAAGGAGGAACACAAGAUUGAUGCUUCUCCAUUUUGUUUUGUAUUUAUUUCCCCAAAUUUGUGACAGUACAUGGAAAUCGAAAUACGCUUUGUGUUACAAUGGGGCUAACGUGGAGAUAUUUUCAAUAAAUGUGGUGUAGCUGUGGAUAUGAUUGUCCUUCAUACAUUUGUAUCUCCGUGCAGAUAUUUAUUAACUCCUUUCUGCUAAAUAAAAACAACACUUGACA
This is a messenger RNA of Myripristis murdjan (pinecone soldierfish), 2394 nucleotides long. It is a transcript of the gene zbtb8b, whose product is annotated as zinc finger and BTB domain containing 8B. Gene Ontology annotation, molecular function: RNA polymerase II cis-regulatory region sequence-specific DNA binding; protein binding; DNA-binding transcription factor activity, RNA polymerase II-specific. The record is from RefSeq and is a predicted model, not a curated record. The transcript is spliced from 5 exons. The coding region runs from base 139 to 1695 and encodes 518 amino acids. NCBI's taxonomy places the organism in Eukaryota, Metazoa, Chordata, Actinopteri, Holocentriformes, Holocentridae. Gene Ontology annotation, biological process: regulation of transcription by RNA polymerase II.